UUUCAUAAAAAAACAUAAAAGCAGAUCCCUCUAACUACUUGUUAGUAUAUCUCUGCAAAUAUAAACGAUAUGCAAGAUGGAGUGCAAAUAAUCUCAAAGGAGGUGAUGAAGCCCUCACCUCAUACCUUCAAAAACCUCAAAUUGUCAUACAUAGACAGAUCAUUACCAUCUAUUUACAUUCCUUUCAUCUUCUUCUACAACGCCGAUGAGCCAACCGGCCUCAACACCUCCAACCAUAUCCAAAUAUCUCAAAUCUUGAAACACUCUCUCUUAGCUACUCUGCCUUCUUUCUACCCGUUAGCCGGCAAGCUCAAACACGGUAUGUAUGUAGACUGCUCUGACAGUGCCUCCGGCUUUGAGUUCGUUGAAGCCAAGGUUCACUCUGAACUCGAAACUGCCUUGCAAGGAUCCACCGUGACAGAUAUGAAGCUUCUCCUCCCUUCGUAUUGUACGGAUUUCGACCAUGCUGGAUGGCCACUUCUCGUCGUGCAGGUCACCUUCUUCGAUUGCGGGGGGCUCGCCAUCGCCAUCAGCGUCUCCCACAAGAUCGCUGAUUUCGCCUCCGCAAUGUCUUUCGUUGCUGCCUGGGCAGCAACAUGCCGAGGCGAAAAGACAGAGAUUCCUCCAUCCAUAUUAGGCACGUACCCGUAUUUCCGGCCCUUGAGUUGGGUCCCGUUUUCACCGUUGAUGAAGUAUUACAAGCCCAGUGACGAAUACGUGACCGAGAGAUUCAUUUUCGACAAGAAGAAGAUCGAUAUUCUCCGACAAGCCACCACGGCCUCGCCGGAAUCCGCCACAAAAGACCCGUCACGAGUGGAGCUGGUGUCGGCGUUCAUAUGGAAGCAUUUCAUUGCGGCGAGAUCGAAGAAGAACAAGAUAUUCGCCGCUCAGAUGGCAGUGAGCCUGAGGCAGAGAACGGACCCGCCCGGGAUUCUCGAAAACGUGUUCGGAAACUGCUUCAUGUCGUCGCUGGCGUUCGGGGAUCCUUCUAGAGAGCUGCACCAUCUCGUGAGCAGGCUGAGGGAGGCGAUACGAAAAGUGAGAGAUGGAUAUAUCACCAAGAUGAUGAGUAGAGAGUGUUACUUGAAGGAACUGGCGAUGCUCGCAGUGCUGAUGGUGACGGGGCAAAUGGAGUGGUGCUACUUCACGAGCUGGCGGGGGUUCUCAGCGUACAAGGUGGAUUACGGGUGGGGCCAGCCGUGCCGGUUCGCGACGCCGUCCUUGGCGAUCAAGAAUAUGGUGGUUUUGGUCAACAGCGGCGGAGAUGAUAUUGAGGCAAUAGUCACCAUGCUGCCGGAGGUGGUGCAGGCGGUUGGGGCACAAAUCAAACUCAUUUCCCUAAAUGUCAAUUGAGGCUUAGGAGUCGUUGUUACCUGACCUGGCAGACGCAAAGGAGAUGAAUUUGAGAUGAAAUCAUAUGUCGUCGUCUAGACCUGGGAGGAUCAGAAGUUGGCGACAGGAGCAGAAAGGAGCAAAGAGCAGAUUUUUAGAGCAUCUUGUUCAAGGGCAUAAGCGUCAACUCACCAAAAGGAUGCCCUAUGGAUCAGAGCCUCACUUUUAUAUAGAGCUCAACAUUGAAGAAAUAGGACAUCUAUCUCUACACACUCUCUUAGCUCACUUUUGGAGGCUCCAUGUUUUCAUCACUUAGUUCCCCACUUCAAGCACACAUUUCAGUUGCUGCGCACUUGGAUAUGGGGUGAUUUCUGGCCGCCAUGGUGGUUCUCAUCGUUUUGCUGUCGGU
Messenger RNA from Salvia hispanica, 1741 nucleotides. RefSeq names its product stemmadenine O-acetyltransferase-like. The record is from RefSeq and is a predicted model, not a curated record. NCBI's taxonomy places the organism in Eukaryota, Viridiplantae, Streptophyta, Magnoliopsida, Lamiales, Lamiaceae.